GCGGCGGCAGCGGUAUGCAGGUAGGCUAUGGUACCGCCUCAAGCUCUGAGUCCGGCCAACUUGGACAACAUGCUGUCUUGAAAGAGACGACACACACCACACCAACUUUCUAUGGCUGUGGAUUUUAAAAGACUGAGCGGAUCGUUUUCCUGGAGGAGUCGGGCUCAGGAGCCACAGACACAGAGAGCCGCUGGUCACUGCUGAAGGCUGGAAACUGAAAUGUGGAUGGGACUCACCUGAGCAGACUAUUCGAGCCUGCAGGCUACGUUUACAGGGAGCUUUGUGGUACAAAUCCAUACAUAUAUAUAUAUAAAAAAAGAGCCGAAUAUUUUCUGUAAGCCGAAAGUUUAUUAUAAUGGGUGUGCAGUGGACGAACUGGGUUUUCCUCCUGGCUUGCUUCACUGGAUUAACUUGUGGAAGCCUAAAUAGCUGCGACGAAGUGCGCAAAGUUUUCCAACUCAGGCAAAUUGGACCGAGUAAAUUGUUGCCUUCAAGUCCCAAACCAGGGUCAGACCUCCAGGUGUGCACGUCCAGGAACUUGACCUGCUGCAGCAAGAAGAUGGAGGAGCGGUACCAGGUGGCCGCGCGCAGAGACAUCCAGAACCUUCUCCAGACGUCCAGCUCCAGCCUCAAGUUUCUCAUCUCCCGCAACGUGGCUGCUUUUCAGGAGACAUUUGAGGUUCUGAUGAAGCAGGCCGAGAAUCACACCAACUCACUCCUCCACGAGUCAUACCGCAACAUGGCCAGCCAGGCCGUGGGCCCUGUGCGGGAACUCUUCACUGAUAUUGGCCUCUUCUUGCUGGGCUCGGAGCUAAACGUGGAUGAUUUAGUCCAGCGAUUCUUUGACGCCCUCUUCCCGUUGGUCUAUAAUCAUCUGAUUAACCCAGACCUCAGCGACAUAGCACCCGGCUAUGCAGAGUGUGUCAGGUCGGCAAGCCGUGACGUAAGGCCAUUUGGUGCUGCACCCAGCCUCCUGGCCAAUCAGAUUGCUCAUUCUGGGGUCUCUGGGAAGCUUCUGCUUCAGGCGCUGCACCUUGGGAUUGAGGUCAUCAACACCACUGACCACCUGCAGUUCAGUCGCGAGUGCAGACGGGCACUGCUCAAGAUGCACUACUGUCCUCACUGCCAGGGCUUAACCCAGUCCAAGCCCUGCAUGGGCUAUUGCCUCAACGUCAUACGGGGCUGUUUGGCAAGCAUGGCAGAGAUCGACACCCACUGGAGGGAGUUUGUUCGCUCGCUGGAGGGCCUGUCAGCGCGGAUGCAGGGACCUCAUGACUUGGAGCAAGUGCUGCUUGGAGUUCACACACUGCUUCAUGAUGCUGUGGCACAUGCUCAAAAAAACGGACCCCGCCUCUCAGCACAGGUGCAUAAACUGUGUGGCCCGCCAAGCAGAGAGCCUGCACAGUCUGUCAGCGUCCAGCAGCACAGCAGCGGCAGAGAAUCCAUCCCUCUUAAAGCUUAUGUGAGAGAGUCAGGAGACUCCCUCGCUGUCAGGAGAAAGGAGUUUCUGAACAGUCUACGUCUGUACCGUACAUACUACGGUGGCUUGGCGGAUCAGCUGUGUGUGAGUGAGCUGGCCUCCGCUGAUGGACUCUCCUGCUGGAAUGGAGCAGAUAUUGUAAAGAGCUACACCCUCCGUGUGGUGGGCAGCGGGAUCAAGGCCCAGACGACCAACCCCGAGGUCAAAGUGAAGGCAGCAGACCCUGUUAUAAAUCAGAUCAUUGACAAGUUGAAACACAUUAAUCAGCUGUUGCAGGGAAAGUCCAUUCCCAAACUGGGGACGUUGGACCAGAUCGAAACAGGAAGUGGGGAUCCAGAGGGGCGCUACAGCGGUGACUGCGAUGAUGAGGAUGGUUGUGGUGGCUCGGGGGCUGGCGAGGUGAAGAGGAAGGUCUCCAGAGUCUCUAAGCUGAGUCCAGAUGUGACCAGCGACCACAGACAUCAUCAUCAUCAUCACCCAUAUGGAGAGGACUCCGAAAUGGACAGCAGAUCCAACUCACAUGGGAGGUUGACAGGAGCCAUCUGGAUCUUGAUAUUGCCUGGUGUCCAGAUGCUCCUGGACUUGUAACGGCAGCUGUGUUGCAGCCCGACACCUUAAAGACUUCAAGCCUUCAAGAAAUGAGAGGGCCAAGAGACGGAUGUUACGAGCUCCAGUGUGUGCUGGGGCAGCGUUUCCACACAGUGCAGGACACAGGGUAGAAGCGAACACUAAUAACUGUGUGUGGAUCCAUAUGGUACCUUAAUGUACUGUUAAACACUGUGCUUGCAAAAGACAGCAUAUGCAUUGGCAUUGAGGAUAUUAACUGAAUAUAAAUGGUUAUCUGUUUGGUGGCAUUCACUAACACUAUACUGACAUAUUCAAAACAGCCAAUGUCACUGCCAUGAAUGAUACAAGGCAGCAGAAAAUUACUGUGUGUUGUAAAAGCUUGACAUUAAUUUAAUUGUAUUUCAAUGCAUAAUAUAUUUGAACUAUAGAUAUGCUGUAUGUAAGUGGUAAUUUGCUUUAGCAUACUGCACUGUACUGCACUGUACACAGUAUAGGUUGUGAGAGUGUUGUAUUUUCUGUGCUCCUCCUUGAAACGGGGUUGCACAGCAGUUGUGAAACGAGUCGAGUAGUCUGAAAGGUUAUUUCUGAUGUUUGAAUUUAAACUGAAAACAUAAAAGCUUCCACAGCUCUUGAGGUUGCAAUAUUUGUACAGCCUCAAAAGUUUUCAUAUGGCACCUUAUCAUGCUCAUACCAUCUGGGAAAUCCCUGGUUCCUUCCCUGCUGUAUGUACAACGUCCUCAAAUGUGUUAAUUAAUGUGUUAAUAUAUAUAUGUAUAUAUAUA
Myripristis murdjan (pinecone soldierfish) is the source of this 2829-nucleotide messenger RNA. It is a transcript of the gene gpc5a, whose product is annotated as glypican 5a. The transcript has 9 exons. Gene Ontology annotation, biological process: positive regulation of canonical Wnt signaling pathway; regulation of protein localization to membrane; cell migration. Gene Ontology annotation, cellular component: extracellular region; cell surface; plasma membrane. The record is from RefSeq and is a predicted model, not a curated record. Bases 356 to 2068 code for a protein of 570 amino acids. Lineage: Eukaryota; Metazoa; Chordata; Actinopteri; Holocentriformes; Holocentridae.